CAAACGUGAAUUCGUCUCGAAAUCGCCUUCAAUGGAUGGGUUACGAAUUAAGUAGUUUGUGUUUAAUGGAAAUUAUAUUUUAGGUGAGGUAAGAGAUGUCCGAAUGUUAAUUUGAAGUGUGAACUUGUUAUGUCUUAAUUCAUUACGAGCAUAGGAUAUUGUGAACGUCCGUUUAACAUGGCGUACAAAAACGACAUGUGGGGACGAUAACGCUUGUCCUUUGUCGUGUUAGAGUCUAUUUCGAGCAUUAAAAGUGGUUAAUAUUUAGUUUUUGAGCUGUAUAUAAAGUUUCCGAGCUGUUACAUAAUCGUUUUGUGGGCUUGAAUGUAAUCUUACGACAUAAGUAUCGAACAUUGCAAUGGUGAAAACCCGUCGCAGCAAUGGAGAAAACGGGGAGGUUGACGAAGGAAAUUAUUCGAUAAACGACAUUGGCAGCGUCUCUGAUGAGAAGGCAUCAAAUUGGUCCCAGAGAGAAUUACGAAGCAGCCAAUACAAAGUUACAAGAAAAAUUCAACGCUGGCCAACUAAAUAUAGCCGCAGCAGACUUCGAGCAAUCAAAAUGCCUCGCAUAAUGUUUCCCGAGAGUGACACAGAACCUGAAAAGUAUUCAAGAAGGUCUCGCCAAGUAAGAGUUUUCUUCGCCGACGACAAUGAUUCGACUAAUAGGAGCAUGAAGAUCCGUCGUAACCGCGGCCCUAGGAAGAAUUUUAUGGAUGUUGCCGAGGAUAAACCAAUACAACAAAACGUAAGACGUAGUUGCCGCAAGCGUAAACUUCUCCACCACAACUUCAAUGAGAGCUGGAUCACCAAUGAGCUCAAGGUUAAAGGUUAUCCCGACUUGUAUGGUUUCCCCGGGACCAGCUCAUCUGACGAAUUUUCCUCGGGCGAUGAGGCCAGGGAUACCAAGAAACUGACCCGCAGUCACGUUCCAACCAACACGGAUGAAGAUACUCAGCUGUCGCGUUUGAGAAGAACUUCAGCCAGAUUCACAAAUAAAAAGGAUGCUUCAGAAUCGGACUCAGAUGAUGAGAAAAACCAAACUGUUAUAGAGAAGAAACCAGUUGAAACGAAAAUAGAAAAAGAGGAAAAUGAAAAAAUGGACAUACAGGAAGAAAUACAGGAGAGAACACCAAAGGAGAAGUUGGAGAAAGAAAUUAAAAACGAAGAGAAAAACAUAGUGCAAGAUAGUGAGAGUAAUCAAAGACCAGUUCGAUCUACUAGAGGAAGGAGAAGUAAGAAGAAAGUUAACCUCCAACAGGAUACUGCUUCGUCAUCAUCAUCAUCGGAGUCGGGUAGCGUGCUGGGCUUGCGUCCGCGACGCUCCAAACGAACGCGCGCCGCUCAGCCCGCAAGAUUCGUGCAACUUGCUCCCAGAGAGACCAGGCCAAGAGGAAAAACAUUCACACUUAGAAAGAAACCAUAUAGCUUGAGAGAGAGAAAGCCAAAGUUACUACGUAGGAAAACAAUAAGAUCACAAUCUCCAUCAAGUUGCAGUAGUAGUAGCACAACUGGUUCAGACACCGAAGAAGAUCUCAACGUGUCUAUGAAAAACAAAACUAAGGGCCGGCAAAAAUCAAAAUCCAUGAAUGAGGACAAGAAAACUGAUAGAGCUCUGCGUGAUAUACAACCAAUAGAAGUCGAUGGGAGCGUCCGGUUCUCGUCUGUGGGAGGUCUAGAGGAACACAUAAAAUGUCUUCGAGAGAUGGUUCUAUUCCCCCUAAUGUAUCCAGAACUCUUCGACAAGUUUAAAACACGACCGGCCAAAGGUGUUCUAUUCCAUGGGCCACCGGGCACUGGAAAGACUUUAUUGGCAAGAGCUUUGGCAAAUGAAUGUAGUCUGGUUGGGGGCAGGAAGGUAGCGUUCUUCAUGAGGAAAGGAGCAGAUUGCUUGAAGAAAUGGGUUGGUGAAAGCGAGAGGCAUUUAAAAUUGCUUUUUCAACAGGCGAACAAAAUGAAGCCGUCAAUCAUAUUCUUCGAUGAAAUAGAUGCUUUGGCGCCAGUGCGUAGUGUGAGACAGGAGCAAGUUCACACCAGUGUUGUAGGCACGCUAUUGGCUGAAAUGGACGGCGUUUGUGACAGAGGGGAAGUCAUAGUGAUAGGUGCAACUAACCGGUUAGAUGCAGUUGACCCUGCACUAAGACGCGCUGGGCGGUUCGAUAGAGAACUCCACUUCCCCCCACCUCACUCGAGCGCUAGACGUGACAUUCUAGACAUAUACACAAAGCACUGGCAACCCAGGUUGAGUGACAACACGUUGGAUCACAUAGCUGACAUCACCAACGGAUAUGGAGGUUCCGAUUUGAAAGCAUUAUGUUCUGAAGCAGUAUUAAAAGCGCUAAGAAGAGUCUACCCACAAGUAUACGACAGUGAAUAUGCAUUGGUCAUUGUUCCAAAAAAUGUGGAAGUAACGGAAGGUGACCUUGAAGCAGCGAUGUGCGGUUUAGUAGCAGCCGGAGCUAGAAGUAGUCCGGCGGCCGCACACCGAUUACCGCAUUACACUAUACCGCUCCUGCAGACGCAGCUACGAUCCAUUGCCUCUAUGAUAAAGGAGCCCUUGCCUGUACAGGGACGCGGAAGAUACACAGAUACACCUGCCUCAUCCAACGUUUUGCUGAUAGUGGGAGAUUGUGCGGAAACUCAUUUGGCACCCGCUUUAUUGGCACAGCUAGAGCGCUGUGCGGUACGCGAACUAAGCGUCACCGCACUGCAUUCCGCACUUGCGUUCACUCAGGAGCAAGCGUUGAUAUCGUUGUUCUCCGAAUGCCGUCGCGCUGAUCGCGGUUGUAUCCUUUUCAUCCGUGAUAUAAUGGAUGUAUGGCGCAGCUUGAGUUGUGGCGCGGGUGCUGCGCUUUUGUUGCAACUUUGGAGAACGCGCGCGGCGGGAGAAAACACCUUGCUUAUUGCCACUGCGCCUGCGCAUGCUAUAUUACCACCACAGCUUCAGGAACUGUUCCCAGCUUACAAAGACUGCGUAUAUAGGGUGCGGGAACCUACCUCAUCUGAAGUGAUCAACUUCUUGAAGCCGCUCAUCACUGAAUCACCUUUGGAGGCACCUGUAAUCGAAAACAAUCAGCCUCCGCCUCCACUGCCUAGAGCCCCGCCCCCUCCUCCACCUCGUGAGAGUGAAGCAGAGAUAGCCCGAAGAAAGAGAAAGGAAGAUUACAAACUCCGCGAGCUUAGGAUUUUUCUUCGCGACAUCUGUAGGAAGUUAGCAUCGAAUCGUCGUUUUUACAAGUUUACUAAGCCUGUGGAUUUGGAAGAGGUAACAGAUUAUUUAGACAUAGUAAAGCAGCCUAUGGACUUGGAGACGAUGAUGACCAAAGUGGACCUGCACCAAUACAACUGCGCCAAAGAGUUCUUAGAUGACGUGGACCUUAUUUGCGCUAACGCUCUUGAGUAUAAUCCUGAUAGGGCUAGAGCGAUGUCUAGAACUUCGUCGGACAAGCAGAUACGUCACGAAGCAUGCGCGUUACGGGAUCACGCGCAUGCGCUUAUCGACGUGGAAAUGGAUAGCGAUUUUGAGCUGGACUGCCAAGAAAUAGCCAGGCGACGCGUCGAGGAAGGCGCUGCGGAUAAUGAUCUACCAGACUUUAUCUAUACUGCUUCCAACUUACCGCAAAGUUUCAACUCUACCACAGCAGAACAGAACGACAGCAAGACAGUGCAAACCCCUCAUAAUGGCGAAAAGAGUGAAACUCAUUCGGCGAAGCGCAAACGUAGAAGAAUUAACGCAUGGUCUAAAGGACUCGUAGUCAAACGACAGAAGACCGCACCGAAGAACUUCAAAGACUCCAGUAUGCCGAUAACGGAUGAAGAGUCGAAGGAGAAUAAGCCGAUAACAUCCACUCCCUUACACAACGGAUCUUGUAGUUCGUCGGGGUCCGACGAUGACGCACCGUUGCGGAGGCCGGCGAAUGAGGACUCGCUUUUGAACCUCACCGGACAUUCGGUUAUCAACCAUGUGCUUGAGAGUCCCGCCAAGACGACGGAAAGAACGCCCACGAAGCAAUCACCAAAGAAAAGGAAUUCAGGCCACGAGGCUUCUACUGGAGAUGCAGAGAAAGUACUGAUAAACAAGACUGAGUUAGAUAACAUUCUAUAUAAGAACGCGAAAGCUUUACGAAACAUAGGCCUCGAGGCGCUCCUAGACCUGUACGCACACCUCGCGUCGUCCGUACGUGCGUACGCGCAUAAGUGCGACCGCACUAAACUUCCGCACGAACUUCAUGCGGUGAUCACUAGGUAUUUGCACGCGAAGAAAUGAACGGAGCAGGGUUUCCGUCGAAGUUAAUAAACUUAUGUCAUAUUAACAAUGCUCCAAGUGUAAAUUUUGAAGGAAACAAAAGUAACAAAGGCGUUUUGUAAAGUUUAAAAAAAAACGCCUUUAUUCGAUAACUCCAUACAAAUUGUGUGGAUUAAUUGCAACCUAUCAACAUUGUAGGAUUUUAAGAACUGAACUGUCGUGAAUGUAAUUAAUAUAAUUUCAACAUACUAUAAAACAAAGUAGCUUUCCGGGUCUGUCUAAGUUAUUUUGCAAGUAGUAAAAAAAGAAUAUUUGGCAACCAAGUCGCCGAAAAAGAAAUUUAUAUAGGAGAUCAGUUUAAAGUUAAACAGUAAAUGUUUAAUUUUUAAGAUUAUGCAUUUUAAUAAUAGUGUUUGGUAUUCCAUAAAACAUUAAAUCACAACCUACUUUGUUGAUGUAGCAUGGCGUAAUUUAACUCUGAGGUUUGCUAACUUCAAAUAGUAACCCAAUGGGCCCAGGUUUACUUUAAACCAUUAGUCUAUACAACAUUUUGAAGUAAGUAAUUUGUUUUAAUUGUUGUAUUUAUGUGUUAUUUUUUCGCGACCGUCAAGUAUCUUAAUAUUUCAAAGUAAGAACGCAUCUUAAGCGAGUAUGUUCUGAUUUUUUUUCCAUGUUCUACAAAUAUUUAUGUAUCAAUAUAAUUCUAAGUCAGUUUUAACUACGAUGUAUCUAUUGAAAUAAACUAAAAUACUAAACUUUGCAAAGCCGUCCAAAACUCUUUUUUAAGCAAAACUAUUGACCUCUCAUUAUCUAAAUAGGCGAGGGAUUAACUGUGUGAUGCAAUCGCAAACAGCUACCAAAAUAUAGCCACACAUUAUUGUUCUAAGUGUCCAUCAGAUACUUAGAACAAUAAUGUCUAACAAAUAAAUAAAUAUGUUCUUCUUCGCUGUCAUUUCACUUGGACGGCAUUCGAUCCCAUUCUGAAAGUUUAUAGUUUUGAUUAUGCCAGCUCAUCCAAUGGUCCUCUUAAAAAUAAUUACAUAGCGAUUAAAAUUCCACUAAGUCAUUCAAUUUAUAGUCGGGUCGAUCAUCAGCAAUAUUUUUCAUAUCAAAGUUUCAAUCAUUGCGAUUGCUUUACACAAUAACCCCCUCCACAAAAUCAUAAUUUUGACGGAAGGUUUUCAUGUUGGUGGUUUAUUGGUUGGAAUAAAACAUUCCUUGUUAAUGUUGUGUCGGAGAUAAUGCUGGAAUUAUUGUAACGUGAUUAAUUUAAGGUUAGUUUAAUGUUACAGGGAAGAUUAUGUGUGUGUGAACUGUAUGUGUGGAUUAUUGUUUAUCUAUCUAGUACUUUAAUCUUUUUAAAUGUUGCCAGAGUAAUCUGUGACCCCAUUUGACCUUUAAUGUAAACAGAGCUUAUUUUGCGGUGGGUUGGUUGUCACGGCGUAUUUUUUCAUAAGAAUUAUUGAUUAUAUGAAAUAGUUGUUUUUAGUUUCUAUAAUUGCUUUCUAACUUACCUAACCUGUAGGAAGUAAUGAAAUAUAUAUACUUGUGAACUGUUGGGAAUUCUUCUUUGCUUGGUGUCGCGUCCCGCGAAUGAUCUUAUGAACAAAAACCCCAAACGGACCGGUGAUUACGAAUCCUGCGACUGGCUUUUUGUAUACACAUAAGUAACGUUUGAAAGCAAAUAUCGAAUGAUUUACUCCUGUCGCGAGAUUUACGAGAAUUUAGCCAAGCAAAAAUUCACGUCAGUUCUAACUGUUUAUUCAUCUCACUAGGAUCAAUAUAACACACGAAUGUUACGCUAAAAUAUUGUAUAACGAAUGCAAUGUAUGCUUUAUGUACCGUGCUAUACGCUAUAAUCGUUAUACAACUCUUGUAGCGCUUGAACUCUUAUUAAUAACUCUUAGUACUGCUUUGGUAACCACUGCUUCUCAUAAAUAAGUAAAUAUUAAUUUAAGUUACCAAUCUUCCCUGUAACAAGGUUGUAAAUUAUUAACACUUAUUUAUCUCUACAUAUUAUAAGGGAAAGUAUUACAAUUUUUCGUAAUUACCUAAACAGCCAAAUUGCGAGAAAAAAAGUGCACUAAUAUUUACGCCCAUUACUAGUACCGUAUUCAAAACUUAAUCUCCAUUUAAAACCCAUUUUUUUUUAUAAAAUUUAGCUUGUACAAAAUGUUAGUUUUAAUUAGUUAAAUUCAUUUUAGUUUUAAUAUAGUUUCAAGUUUAAGAAAAGGGAGACAAUGUUAUUUUAUUACUCAGUAUGUUUUUUAUUAUAUAGUCUCAUGAUCUUAAAUAUAGUUAAGUUUUAGUGCAACUUUAUCUAUUCGGUUAUGUAGUGGGCGUAAAUCUUUGUAAUCGUCUCAAUAGAUUGCCCUCUGGUCUGUGAUAAGUACGUAUUUUUUUAGGGUAAUGUGUAAAUAUUUAUCAAUGUCGCUUAUUCGAUUGUAAACAAAAUAACUUGAACUAAAAUCCAUUACACAGAAAACCACUGGUAAAACUAACCAGAGUCUUAUUAGUUGUUCCAGAUUUCUUAAAUAUAGUUCAAUGGGUGGUACAUACCACGAUAAUAUUUUUGGAUUCGUCGAUAUUUCGACCCAGUUGCAUGGAUCGUUGUCACGACGGGAUUGACCUGGUUCGGAUUUGGGAAAAAAAAAUCUUAAUCGGUCAUGGUUAUUUUCCAGUUCCAAAGUCAAGAUUACUUCAACUAUAUAAUACAUGAAUUACUAUAUAGUACUUGAAUUACUAUACAACGUGUAACAGAAUUAUGAAAUACUGCUGAAGGUUGCAUACGUAUAUUACAUAAGAUAUAACUCUGUAAAAAUUUUAAAUCAAAAGAAGCAUAUUUAUUUUACCACAUAUGUUUACUUAUGACA
Pararge aegeria (speckled wood butterfly) is the source of this 7116-nucleotide messenger RNA. Its product is annotated as ATPase family AAA domain-containing protein 2-like. Gene Ontology annotation, cellular component: nucleus. The record is from RefSeq and is a predicted model, not a curated record. NCBI's taxonomy places the organism in Eukaryota, Metazoa, Arthropoda, Insecta, Lepidoptera, Nymphalidae. Gene Ontology annotation, molecular function: histone binding; ATP hydrolysis activity; ATP binding. The coding region runs from base 359 to 4264 and encodes 1301 amino acids. Gene Ontology annotation, biological process: positive regulation of transcription by RNA polymerase II. The transcript has 28 exons.